This is a messenger RNA of Echinops telfairi (small Madagascar hedgehog), 1474 nucleotides long. It is a transcript of the gene LIX1, whose product is annotated as limb and CNS expressed 1. NCBI's taxonomy places the organism in Eukaryota, Metazoa, Chordata, Mammalia, Afrosoricida, Tenrecidae. The transcript has 6 exons. Gene Ontology annotation, cellular component: cytoplasm. Gene Ontology annotation, biological process: autophagosome maturation. The record is from RefSeq and is a predicted model, not a curated record. Bases 223 to 1071 code for a protein of 282 amino acids.
GCCUUUAGAGCUAAUUAGCUCAGCACACAACAAAGAUAAGUGAGCCUGGGAGGAAGGCCCCCCUGAGGGGGUCUUUAGAUUCUGGGAAAUGUCUGAUUGGCAGAUGUUAAAAGAGAUUCUUUGGUAAUCCAGUGCAUCAAUGAGCUGCACAAAUUCAGUCCAGGGCUGCGAGAAUUUAGGCAUGAGGACACUGUGCAGGAGGCGCGCAGCGGCAGACGCAAGAUGGACAGAACCUUGGACUCCCUGAGACACAUCAUUGCCCAAGUCCUGCCUCACAGAGACCCGGCGCUGGUCUUCAAAGACUUGAACGUGGUGUCGAUGUUACAGGAAUUCUGGGAAAGUAAGCAGCAGCAGAGGGCUGCCUUCCCAAGUGAAGGUGUGGUGGUCUACGAGUCCCUGCCGUCUCCGGGACCGCCCUUUGUGAGUUACGUGACCCUCCCGGGAGGGAGCUGCUUUGGCAACUUUCAGUGCUGCUUAAGUAGAGCUGAGGCCAGACGAGACGCAGCUAAAGUGGCGCUGAUCAACUCUCUCUUCAAUGAGCUGCCCUCCCGCAGAAUCACCAAGGAAUUCAUUGUGGAGAGUGUUCAGGAAGCAGUUGCCUCCACCAGCGGCACCUUAGACGACGCUGAUGACCCCAGCACCAGCAUUGGGGCUUAUCAUUCCAUGCUGGAGUCCAACAUGGGGAAGACCAUGCUGGAAUUUCAGGAGCUGAUGACCAUUUUCCAGCUCUUGCACUGGAACGGAAGCCUGAAGGCCCUGCGUGAAACGAAGUGCUCCCGGCAGGAAGUCAUCUCCUACUACUCCCAGUAUUCCCUAGAUGAAAAGAUGCGGAGCCACAUGGCCCUGGACUGGAUCAUGAAGGAGCGGGAGUCACCUGGAAUCCUCUCUCGAGAGCUUCGGAUGGCCCUGAGGCAGUUGGAGGAAGCCAGAAAGGCAGGACAAGAACUGCGGUUUUACAAAGAGAAGAAGGAAAUCCUGAGCUUAGCCCUGACGCAGACCUGCAGUGACCCUGACCCGUCCUCGCCCAGUGACGACCAGCUGAGCCUCACGGCCCUGUGUGGCUACCACUAGGCAGGCUUAACCAGGUCUCAGGUGCCCCAAGGAGGGCAGAGGCUGGACUCUAAUGUUAGGAAGCUCGUAGCCGAAGAUGACUGGCGGCUUUAGCGUCUAUUGUCACUUCCUGAAGGCUGUGCUGAUCCUCCCCACACAUUCCAGUCAUGUGUAGUAGGUCAACCUCACCUGAUGUGAUCUUUCCAUCACACUCUUCACAGUCCCGGCUCAGCCUGAAAGGCUGGAGGCAGGAUUAUUCGAAAAAUGCUUUCCAAGCUUGACUCCACCCCGAAGCCUGGCUGGCAGGUGCCUUGCAGGAUUGUAUACUCAUGUUUCACAGAAUGGACCAGAGCAGCGUCCCCCAGAGGUACAGCAGCCAAGAGCGAGGGAAGAAAUUUAAUCGCAAUUUUAAUGAUACUUGGAA